ACAUGGAAAGGACAGACCGUUUCGAACGCAUGUUACGAGUUUUUUCAUGAAAGCAAAAGAUUAGGAACACAUUUACGAAUGAAGCGCAAACAUAAUGAACUCGCUGAGGAUACAUUUUUGAAAAUGCGAAAUACUUCAAAGACUUCAGAGAGAAACACAAACACCUCCAUCUCCGAACAUGAUACUCUUGAUACAACGAAUAAACGUCAGAUGUCUGACGAGAAAGUUAUUCAAUAUCUCGACGCUAUGGAGCAGUCAUUGGAGUGCAGUCAGGUUAAUAUGCAGAGGCCUUCUUUGUGGACGGAAUCUCUAAAUUCUUAUGUCGACAAUGUUUUGAAGAAAUCAGAAGAUGGGUUUAAGGUGGAGAUUUUGCAAAAAAUUAAGGGUGAUGAAGGCAACAAAUUUCGCCUUUACUGCGAAAAAAUACUAAUGGACUUCUAUAACCUAGUAGAUAUAUUUCCUAAUAUAUCAAGAAAAAUAGGGGAAAGAAAAUACAUUGUGCAAAAUGUUUCUUCGCUAUUUAAAUUUUACGAAUCUACGUUUGGAAAUUUGCAUUUUGACUGGAUCGAGACACAUUCACCUGCAUCGAAAUUAGACAUUGUCAAGGUGGAUGCGAAAGGCGUUCGGGUCUUUGAUGAUAAAGAGAUUUUCCACGCAGAAGUGUCGGGUCCGCCGUCAUCAUCGUCAUCACAACAU
Molecule: messenger RNA, 696 nt
Organism: Acaulospora morrowiae
Lineage: Eukaryota; Fungi; Glomeromycota; Glomeromycetes; Diversisporales; Acaulosporaceae
Source: the annotation of a GenBank genome assembly